Molecule: messenger RNA, 702 nt
Organism: Oppia nitens
Lineage: Eukaryota; Metazoa; Arthropoda; Arachnida; Sarcoptiformes; Oppiidae
Exons: 2
Coding region: 3-509 (168 amino acids)
Source: RefSeq, a predicted model, not a curated record
UGAUGAUUAUAAUAACAAUAUUAAUUAUUACAAUUAUUAAUACUAAUAUCAUGGUUAAUUGUGCCAAUAAUAAUAAUGAUGAUAAACAUGUACAACUGGGUAAAAUAGUAUUUAUUAAGUCAUUUAUAUGUCAUUGUACUGAAAAUGAUUAUGGACCAAGGUGGAAAAAUUUUGUCAAAUGUAUACAAUUGGACUACAAUCAGAAAAACAAUAAAUCAUUGAUUGCCGACACUGUUAUAUCGUUGAUGCCGACCGCCGACCUAAUCAAACGUGACUGUCAACCGCCCCAAUGCCUGGUAGAGGCCUGGUGUCUGAAAAAUGUUAUCAUACAGUUGGGCCUGUUAUCCGGUGAAACAGUUCAAGCGAUACAUAAAUGUUAUAAACAUUUAGUGGCCAACGGUUUCCGACGGGAUAUGUGCAAAAAUACUGUCGAUAAACGAUUGAAAGCGUCGAAAGCAUUCAAACAUAAUAAUUAUGACAAAUAUGUAGCUAAUAAUAAACAAAUGUAAUAUAUUCAGCCUCCUCAACCCCUCCCUCUUACCCACCAUUACCUAAAAUUUUUGUCAACACUCCUAAUACUGAUAUUCUUUGUGAGUCUAAAAAACACUAACUAUAGUUAAAUGAGUUGAAAAAAUAAAAAAUUUUAAUAAUAAAAAUUUAAUUAGUAUAUAUACUGGUAUAUAUAUAUAUUUAAAAAUUGAA